Molecule: messenger RNA, 3207 nt
Organism: Canariomyces notabilis
Lineage: Eukaryota; Fungi; Ascomycota; Sordariomycetes; Sordariales; Chaetomiaceae
Product: Piwi-domain-containing protein
Exons: 3
Coding region: 1-3207 (1068 amino acids)
Biological process (GO): regulatory ncRNA-mediated post-transcriptional gene silencing
Molecular function (GO): RNA endonuclease activity; single-stranded RNA binding; protein binding
Source: RefSeq, a predicted model, not a curated record
AUGUCGGCCAAUCGUGGUCGUGGCAGAGGUCGUGGCGGCAGGGGCGGCCAGGGCGGAGAGGCCUCUCGCGGUGGUGGUGGUGGUGGUGGAGGUGGAGGUCGCGGGCGCGGUGAGUUCCAAGGAGACCGUGGCCGGGGCGGCUUCCAAGGAGACCGCGGAGGUCGCGGCCGAGGCGACUUUCAUGGUGAUCGCGGAGGUCGUGGCCGCGGUGACUUUCAAGGCUAUCGGGGCGGAAGGGGCCGAGGCGACUUCCCGGCCGAUCGCGGCCGUGGUGGAUUUCGGGGAGGCCGUGGUGGUGGGUAUGGUGGUCCCGGCGGCGAUGUCUAUCAAGGUCAAGGCUCCGUUGUUCCGCAACCUGAUCCGCAGGUCACGACGUUAGAAAAUAACUGGAUCCAACAACAAAAUGCCCCCGCGGGCCAGCUCACUGCUCAGAUGGCCACGCUCUCGGUUAAAGAUAACUCUGGCUUCUUUCCCAUUCGGCCUUCUUUUGGCACAGACGGAACUGAAGUCGUCCUUUGGGCGAACUAUUUUAACCUAAAAGUCUCGGUCCGAUCACUAUUCAAGUACACGCUAAGAGUCACCGCUAAGAAGGUUACCAAGGCCCAAGACGAUGAAAGAGAAAAGGCUCAGGGAGGGCAGAAGGGUGCCGAUCUCAAAGAAGCCAAGGGCAAGAAGUUGCAAAAGAUCAUCCAGCAGGUCUUGGGUAAAUUUCCCGCUACUCUCGCCUUGGCUACCGAGUUUAAAGCCAAUCUUGUGUCUUCGGAGAAACUCAGCAUCCCGCCGGAUGGCGUCGUACAAGUGGAUCUCGCCGAACCUGGCCGCAAGACCGCUGACAAGUGGUUCGUAAGGUUUGACGGACCUGAGUCAUUGGACAUUGGUGGCCUGUUGGGAUACCUGAGGACGUUCGAUGACCUAGGCUAUGAGACAGUCUACCCCAGAUUUUCCGCCGAGAUCGAUGCACUUGGCGUAGUGCUCGGCCAUACGGCCCGAGCUGACUUCCAAAACACUUCGACGGUUGGACGGAAUCGCUUCUUCGCGAUUGAUCCGGAGCGGAUGGAGGCCGAAGCGCCGCAAGACAGCAUUUUGGCAAUCCUACGCGGUUACGUUCAGAGUGUCCGCCCUGCUACUGGUCGACUGCUGCUGAAUGCAAACGUCACGCACGGCGUGUUCCGUGGGCCUGAAUCAAUAACCCUCGACUCGCUUUUCGAACGGCUCGGCCUCGUGGGCCUUGACAAACCGAACCCGCCCCGACAACUUGUCCUCAAUCUCACAAGGAUACACAAAUUUCUUAUGAGAGCGCCAAUCCUCUGCAGACGUCCCGGCGACAAGCCAGGCGAAUGGGUGAUAAUUGAGCGGUCAAUUGCCGGUUUGGCUAGUGUUAAAGAUGGGUCGAAGGAGAACCCCUUACAAUUUACCCAGCACCAGAUACCCUUUGGCAGCCCGACAACUGUCAAAUUUCGUCUAAACAAACCCAGUACGGAUAUACAACCCCCGAAAGGCCUCCAAUACGGCAGCAUGAUCGACACGGCGACAUACUUCAGAGCCAAGUACGGUCUUGAUGUCAAGAAAGGCUUGCCGCUGAUUAAUCUUGGAAACGCAAAAAAUCCCAGAUACGUGCCGGCGGAGUGGUGCAAGCUGGCCCGUAGGCAGCCCAUCAAAGCGAAGCUCUCCCCGAGGGAACAGGAUUCGAUGAUUAGAUUCGCCUGCCGACCGCCUCCCAGUAAUGCGCUUUCGAUCACGACUUCGGCUAGGAAAGUGCUGGCUCUGGACAACAACCCUCUUCUAGACAAAUUUGGUAUUUCAGUUGGUACAGAGCUGAUCACAGUCAAGGGCCGGGAGUUGUUGCCUCCUGCUGUUGCAUAUACUGGCGGCAAUGUCACUCCAGAGAGAGGAUCUUGGCUGAUGAGGAAUGUCAAGGUUGUGAAGCCUGGAGCAGUCAAGACUUGGUCAUUCCUUCACCUUGGCGACCAGCACGACCAUGCUGCAAUCGUAUCGACAGUGCAAAACUUCGCCGGCUUUUUGCGCAACAAGAUGGGAAUCAACUUUCCCACGCAACCAGUUCCGCAGACUGGCAUUCUCACUGCGGCCCGGGAAGCUGACUUGAAGGUUGCGUUUGAGAAACUGAAUAGACAGUCACCGCGGCCUGAUUUUGUUCUUGUCGUUCUACCUGACAAAGAUACACUGGUGUACAACUGCGUCAAGAAACUCGGAGAUGUCUCACAUGGUUUCCAUACCGUCUGCGUCGUCAAAAAGAACUUUGUUGAGCAGAGGGGUCAGCAAGGAUACUUUGCCAACGUUGGACUCAAGGUCAAUCUGAAACUUGGCGGCGUUAACCAUAGGCUACAACACGACAACGCGCUGAUCAAGGCUGGGAAGACCAUGUUCGUGGGGUACGACGUUACUCACCCUACGAACCUCGCCCCUGGAGUAGGGGAAGAUGCACCCAGUCUUGUAGGCCUCGUAGCGAGCGUCGACAGCGACCUUGCGCAGUGGCCUGCAGUGGCGUGGAAGAACCAAAGCCGGGUUGAAAUGCUCGAUGCAAAGUUGGUCCAGCAUUUCCAGGAUCGGCUGAAACUUUGGCGAAACAAGAACCAAGGCCGGCUGCCGGAAAACAUUGUCAUCUUCCGCGACGGCGUAUCGGAGGGUCAAUACAGGUUGGUUCUGGAAAAAGAAUUACCUUUUAUCCGCACGGCCUGCAAGACGAUGUAUCCAGCGAACGCAAAGCAGCCGCGGAUAUCCCUGAUUGUGUCUGUCAAGAGACAUCAGACUCGCUUCUAUCCCGCGGACAGGGAGCAUAUACAUCCAAGAUCCAAGAGCCCAAAGGAAGGCACGAUUGUCGAUCGAGGUGUAACGAGCGUACGGUACUGGGACUUUUUCUUGCAAGCCCACGCCUCUCUUCAGGGAACCGCUCGCCCGGCUCACUACUCGGUUCUGCUCGACGAGAUCUUCCGAAGCGACUAUGGCGCUGAGGCAGCCAAUGUGCUGCAGAAGCUCACGCACGAUAUGUGCUAUAUCUAUGGCCGCGCCACGAAAGCCGUCAGUAUUUGCCCGCCGGCAUACUACGCGGACUUGGUUUGCACGCGAGCCCGGGUCCAUAUGAACGAACUCUUUGACGACACGAGUACCGUUGCUUCGGGCAGUGCCCCGCAAUCAACGGCCGACGGCAAGGUGCAUCAGAAGCUCCAGCACACCAUGUAUUACAUCUGA